This is a messenger RNA of Didymodactylos carnosus, 366 nucleotides long. NCBI's taxonomy places the organism in Eukaryota, Metazoa, Rotifera, Eurotatoria, Philodinida, Philodinidae. The record is from the annotation of a GenBank genome assembly.
AUGAGUCGAAUGAACAGAACAUUCGAUACAGAUUCAUCCGGCAAUAUUGAUUUUGGAGAAUUUCUUAUUGCCAUCUCAAUUACAGCUCAACAAGAUCCCAAAAAAAAAUUAGAAUGGGCAUUUUCUAUGUAUGAUAUUGAUCGUAAUGGAUAUAUUGACAAGAAGGAGAUGAGAAAAAUAAUGGAUGCUAUUUAUGAUCUACUUGGAGAGGAUAAAAAAGGCUCAGAUAAUCCUGAUAAUAAAGUUGAUCAAAUAUUUUUAAAAAUGGAUACAAAUUCUGAUAAAAAAUUAUCAAAAGAAGAAUUUAUCAAUGGUUGUUUAGCUGAUGAGCGACUAAGAAAAUUACUGGCACCAUCGGCAACAUAG